GGGGUAGAAAUGGAAGAAGGCAUUUGCGGGUAAGAGCGAGGGUGCGGCAGCGGAGGAGGGUGAGAAGGAAGCACAGGGUAAGCCGUGGGCGGGCCAAUUCAAUCCUGAUGCAUUGUGAGAUGCCGCGGGGUGGAAGAAGGCAUUUGCAGCGGGAGGAGGCGGCAGCGAAGGAGGGUGAGAACGAAGCGCAGUGUAAGCCGUGUACCGGCCAGUGCGAUCCUGCUGCAUUGUGAGAUGCCCCAGGGCCGGAUGGGGUGGAAGGCGGGGGGAGACGGUGUAGGGUGCGGGGAUUAGAAGUGGAAGAAGGAAGUUGCAGAGAGCAAGGAGGUGGCAGCGGAGGAGGGCGAGAAGGAUGCACAGGGUUACCGUGGGCCGGCCAAUGUGAUCCUGAUGCAUUGUGAGAUGGCCCGGGGCCGGAUGGGGUGGAAGGGAGGGAGUGGAGAUCGUGUGUGUAGGGUGCGGAGGUUAAAUGUGGAAGGAGGCAAUGGCAGACAGGUUUGGGAAAACAAAGAUGAGAGGAAAGGUAGAGGGAAGGCAAGCUGACAGUCAAUCCUCCAGGCAUCUGGGGCAAUCAAUGCUGCUCAGGGGUCCUUCGGCCAAACGGAAGGAAGCGUGAGGGUGCUCUUUUUUUCGUUGUAUGUCUGACUUGUCGGUGUGAUAGGAACCGGACUGAUGCUCCCCAGAAUGGAUAUGGAGGACUAAUUAUGGAGGCAGGUCCACAAGGACCUGUUUUUCUUUCUGUAUUAAAAAAAAAGAAAGGAGGCAAUUGCAGAGGGAUGAGCGGGAAGCAGAGCCGGGUGAGAAGACCGCAAAGGGUAAGUAGUCGAUCGGCCAUUGUGAUCCUCUAUCACAGGAGCCUAUACUAUAGUGAUGCAAUCUGAGACAGGUAGGGUGUGGGGAGGUGGGAGGAAGGAGAAGUGGGGUAGGGCACAGGGGGUGGGGGAAAUGGGAAGGUCCUCACGGUCCUGGCUUGUCAGCUAGGGCCAGAAGAAGUGCAAGGGUGGGAUUGGGCUUUUCGCCCGACAGGGCUUGGUGAAAGAUUGCUCAGACACUGAUCGGGGAUAAAGAGUGGAGGAGGUGGAUGCUGGGAGGAGAUGGAUGGUGACGAGGGAGUAAAGGGUUGCUUCAUUGCACCUGAGCAGGCGAGGAGAAUGCGAGCGUGGGGUCCAGCUUUGCCCAAGGAGGCUUGGCGAAAGAUUGCUCAGACACCGAUCGGGGAUAAAGAGUGGAGGUGGGAGGAGGUGGGUGGUGAGGAGGGAGUAAGGGUGGAGAGAGACAUGGAGUUCGAGGAUUGAUAUCGGCCCGCAGUGCGCGGUUGGCCAGAAGGGAUUGAUAUCAGCCCACAGUGGAGGUUGUGUUCAGUUCAGUAUACUUGAUUUGUCAGUCACGGUUGGUUCCAUCAACCAGCAGUCCCGGACGGACGGACGGAUCAAUAAUGACCAUUCGUAGGACUGACCAAAUGAUAUGAUGUCUCCCAAAACAAGACGAAUUCACAGAUCGAGGUGGGAAUGUGACCACCCAUACGGAAACAGGACAAGCCGAUAGUAGAGACAAGCGCGAAGUGAUACCAGAAAAACACUUGAGAUUUUUCAAUUGUUUCCUAUAAUCCUAUUUGGAUUUUUGAACAUUUUUAAAUUGUUACUCUGACUGAGCAAGGCGAGGGAGCGGCGAGGGGGCGGCGACCUUGUACUGUGUUGAAAAUUGAAAGUUCUGUCUUGAUGUUAUGUGCAAGAAAUGGAGGGGGAAAAAAAGGGGAAAAAAAAAAAAAGACAUGAUUUGGGUUCUGAGAUGGCAUACUGCCAGUGCCCUUGAAUG
Messenger RNA from Chara braunii, 1815 nucleotides. NCBI's taxonomy places the organism in Eukaryota, Viridiplantae, Streptophyta, Charophyceae, Charales, Characeae. The record is from the annotation of a GenBank genome assembly.